This is a messenger RNA of Saimiri boliviensis boliviensis (Bolivian squirrel monkey), 2050 nucleotides long. It is a transcript of the gene ZNF572, whose product is annotated as zinc finger protein 572. Lineage: Eukaryota; Metazoa; Chordata; Mammalia; Primates; Cebidae. Gene Ontology annotation, molecular function: DNA-binding transcription factor activity, RNA polymerase II-specific; RNA polymerase II cis-regulatory region sequence-specific DNA binding. Gene Ontology annotation, biological process: regulation of transcription by RNA polymerase II. The record is from RefSeq and is a predicted model, not a curated record.
GUUUCUGUCUUCCGGGUUUGAGAGUUUAGGAACCUGGGUUGGUGGGGUCAGAGAGGUGGGGGCUCCUUUCUCCCGGAUUGCUGGGGGUGCAGGCGCCUUGGGUGUAGCCCCCAGAACAGGUUUCUGAUCCGUAACGUGGCUGUGAUCAUUGUGAUGGAGCAAGAAAAAGAACUGUUGGUCUCAGACUAUAACAGCUUCAUGAAGAGGGAGAAUUUGAAAAGCCCCUUCACAGGAGAUGAAGGUAUGAAUAAUUUGGAAACUGUUCACCACAACAAUCCUAAGGCAGAUCAUCUUAAAGAGAAACCUUCAGAAUGGUGUAAAAGACAUGGACCACAACAUUAUGAGCAUGAGGAUGCAAAAGAAAUGCCAUUGACAUGGGUUCAAGAUGAGAUUUGUUGUCAUGAUUCCUAUGAGAGUGAUGGCAAGUCAGAGAAUUGGGGAAACUCUAUAGCUAAAGAGGUGGAAAAACCCAAUCACCAGGAAUGGGACCCAGGAGAACAUACCAAUGCCUCUGUCCAGCAGAAUUCAUCCUUUGUAGACAGACCCUACAAAUGUUCCGAAUGUUGGAAAAGCUUCAAUAAUAGUUCUCACUUGCGUACUCACCGGAGGACCCACUCAGGAGAAAAGCCUUAUAAAUGCUCUGAGUGUGCGAAAUGCUUUUGUAACAGUUCUCACCUGAUUCAGCAUCUAAGAAUGCACACAGGAGAGAAGCCCUACCAGUGUGGUGAAUGUGGGAAAAGCUUCAGCAAUACCUCCCAUCUUAUUAUCCAUGAGAGAACUCACACGGGAGAGAAACCCUAUAAAUGUCCCGAGUGUGGGAAGAGAUUCAGCAGCAGCUCUCACCUUAUUCAGCAUCACAGAUCACAUACAGGUGAAAAACCAUAUGAAUGUUCUGUCUGUGGAAAAGGCUUCAGUCACAGUUAUGUCCUAAUAGAACAUCGGAGGACUCACACCGGAGAAAAACCUUAUAAGUGCCCUGAUUGUGGGAAGAGUUUUAGUCAGAGUUCCAGCCUCAUUCGCCACCAGCGGACACACACAGGUGAGAAGCCCUACAAAUGUCUUGAGUGUGGAAAAAGCUUUGGUUGUAAUUCUACUCUAAUAAAACAUCAGAGAAUACAUACAGGAGAAAAGCCUUACAAAUGUCCAGAAUGUGGGAAGAAUUUUAGUCGUAGUUCAAACCUUAUUACACACCAGAAAACGCACACAGGAGAGAAAUCCUAUGAAAGUUCUGAAUAUGAAGAAAGUUUUAAUCAGAAUUGCAGUGUGAUAGAAGACUGCAGAAUCCAGUUAGGAGAGAAACCAUAUAGAUGUUUUGAAUGUGGAAAGAGUUUUGGCCUUAGCUCCCAUCUCAUUAGACACCAGAGGACACAUACAGGAGAAAAACCUUACAGAUGUUCUGAGUGCUGGAAAACUUUCAGUCAGAGUUCCACCCUGAUGAUUCACCAAAGGACACAUACAGGAGAGAAACCUUAUAAAUGUCCUGAUUGUGGUGAAUGCUUCAGUCAGAGCUUUAACCUUAUCAGGCACCGGAGGACCCACAUAGGGGAAAAACCUUACAAAUGUACCAGCUGUGAGAAAUGCUUCAGCAGAAGUGCCUACCUCAAUCAGCAUCGGAAAAUUCAUGUAGAAAAACCUUUUGAGUCUCCUGAUGUUGGGGAUUUUCCUCAUGAAUGGACUUGGAAAAACUGUUCAGGGGAAGUGCCCCUCAUCCCUUCAUUUUCGGUAUCAAAUACAUCUUCCUGAGUCCCAAAGCCUGGUGAUUUUUUCUUUCUUGUUGGACCAUGACAGUUUAGGUAUUCUCUGAUUAUUGUGCUAUAAAGUUUCUUUGGUGUGUUUGUCAAAACAUUUGGAAAAAGUCAACCUCCCAGUUUAAAGGAUGGGAAGACCCCAAUCACCAGGUUAUUGGAUCUGUCCAGCAAGAGAUUCAUCCACCAAGGAUGAAGAAAGGAGGACUUUUUUGAUUUAAGGUAAGAUAGUAAUAGCUUCAAAAGAACACCUACAGAGUAAUCCUGAGAGUAAGCAAAGGAAUCUGUGAGAAACUGAAGCUACA